UGUUAUAUGCACUCAAAACAAUGGACUUACUAUUCCAUACAAUGUUGCACCAGACGCUAGCUCAGCAACAGAUAACGACUUCUCGCUAACUCGUUGUUUACGCUUUAUUUCCUAGAAGUGCUCUGUAAGCACACCAAUAGUAUAAAUAGGCCUUGCGCCCAUUUCAUGUCGUUCAUUACCCGGCUAGGCACCGUAACAGUCACUUAUGUAAACUUUAUGUUCAAUACCCGGUUAGACUCCGUAAAUGUCACAUUUGUAAACCUUUGUAUUUUAUAUGGACUGAAGCUUCAGUCCUCAAAUAAAAUUUUUUAAAAAGUUAUUUUUAAAUCUAAUGAUUUAAGAAAUUGGUGUCAGAGAAGUGGGAUAGCUUCAACGCAUUAGAACACGUGCAUACUAACUAGUGUGGUGGAUGCCUAUCCUUUAAGCUGAAAAGGACCAACGAGCCUUAAGAAGAAAGAAACCCAUUGAAGAAAGAAAACUACAAGUAAGAAACUACAAAGCAACAAGAAGAAAGAAAACAACAGGGGAUACAGCGAGCAGCAGCCACCCAACUGCAGACAGACUACUGGAAACAUCGCAAGAGAUCCACUAGCCGCCUGGAGAACACGACUGCCUCCCGAUGUACCCUUGGUGCAGUCUGCUGUUUCUUGCGGCUGUCACAGUCCAGAUAGACAUCAAACCGCUUAACAACACCUUAGGUAUCUAUUUUCAUGAAGACACCCCUCUUAAGAUUUCCAACGAAAUUUGGACACUCCUUGUAUAUAAAGACUUAGAACUCAUUAAGAAAGCACUUGACGAUAACAACAAUAUUCUGGAACACUUAUCAUAUCUCGUAGACAAACCCACCAAUCGUAUGAAAAUGUUUAGUGGUGAAAUUAAAGCUCAUACAAGUCUCCUUUAUCAAAUUUCUCGUUCCUUGGAAUCUAAAUAUUACGCGAUCUUCGAUGACACUGUAAGCGCAUCGCGGAUGAAACGCGGUUUGAUUAACGCUAUAGGUACUGUAUGGAAAGCAAUAACCGGCAACCUCGAUUCAUCGGACGGUGAAUACUAUAACGAUUGUAUUAACAAAAUUUCUAAAGAUGAACAUGAGCUCGAAAACCUCAUGAAGAACCAAAUUUCUGUUACCAUGUCGGUUAUCAAGAAUUUUAAUAACACUAUUCAAAAACUUAUGAUUGAUGAAACUACGUUUAAUGAAGAUAUUAAGGCUAUUGAAAACAAAAUUUAUGAAAUUUCAGACGAUCUUGCAUUUUAUGAAGCUAAAUUCCAAUUUUUAGAAGUUUGCGAACAAUUAAUGGAAAGCUACAUGUUUCUGGAAGAGACAAUUAAUGAUAUUCUAAAUUCAAUUACUUUUGCACGUUUAAAAAUAAUACAUCCUUCUAUUAUCACUCCUCAAGACUUAGUAAAUUCUCUUCAAGAAAUUUCUCACACUUUGUCGAGAAAUAAUUUACCCCUUCCGGUUAAUUUAGCAACAGUGUCAGAGUACCUUAACCUUAUGGCACUCGAAGCAUAUCAAACUAAAACAAGAGUAGUAUUCGUUCUACGCAUCCCGUUAUUAGAGCCCGAAAUGUAUACUUUAUACAGAGUGAUUCCUCUACCCACUCUCGAUAAACGUACUGGUUUGUUUCAUGUAGUCUCCACUAUACAGAGGUACAUUGCUAAAGAUAGCGAUUCUCUUUUGUACGUUUCCUUUCAAAACUUAGGUAGUUGUAAAGUUCUUCAGUCUCAGGUGAAAAUCUGUUUCAACCUCUUGCCGUAUCCAAUAGACAGUAAUGCAGUCUGCGAAGCACAGUUGUUGCGAAAUCCGGUCGAUCUGCCGACAGCCUGCCAAAUAGCAAUUGUGGCAUUGCAAGAUUACACAAUCCAAGAACUUGCAACCAAUUUUUGGCUAAUCACCAUAUCUAGCCCUCUGCCAAUUACGAUGAAGUGUGGACAACGAGAGACUACCACCAAAGUAAUAAAAGUUAAUUCACUUUUAAAAAUGCAGCCCGAAUGCAGUGGCUUUGUAGGCACCACGAGAUUACAUUCUAGAUAUUCUGUUAGCACCUACAAGAAUAUCACAUACAAAAGUCACCCUGUAGAAGUACCCUACAAAUGCUGUGAACAUCUCCCAGAGAAACAAAAUUUACCAAAAUUAAAACCGAUCAAGCUAAGCAAGAUCGAUACUGAAGAACUCGAAAUUGCCAAUCACAAAUUAAACCAAUAUUCUGAACAACUGGACAAAAUUAUGAACGAGCCGUUUGUUUCGAGACAUCUCUCAUGGUUCACGUAUUUUGUCAUCACCCUGUUAGUUAUCAUCGUAGCUUUGUACCUGUUCUGCAAGUGCAGAAAACGAAGACCACUCAGCAUCUGCGCAUCAAAUUAUCCAGCCGAUGGCCCAUCUCCAGGAGCACCAAAAGUCCGGUACAUUCCCAGACUUUUUCCUCGACGUAGACCAACCAUCCAGCCACAUGAACAAGACAUCGAACUGCAGUGAGUGUUCCGUGAAGUGUUUUCGCUGUUCAAAAAAAAACCCAUUUUCAAUUUUCGUGUUAUCUUCCAUGUAAUUUUGCCCGUACGACUGUACGAUUGUAUCUUAUUAUUUGUUUGUUCCAGCUUUGCUUUUAGAUGUUAUUUUGCAUCGCCAAUGUACCGCAUUUAUGCUAACAAUUUUAUUUUUCAGAAUCUAUAUUUUCUGAUGUUAUUUUGCAAUUUUAUUACUCCUACUUUUAUAUUUUUAUAUUUUACAAUGUUUACAAUUUACAUUUCUACAUUUUUACAUUUUUGAAUUUUUACAUCUUUUACACUUUUCUAAUUUUGUCAAAAGUUGUCGCAUGGCAACAACUUUUUGUAAUAGGGGGAAGUUGUUAUAUGCACUCAAAACAAUGGACUUACUAUUCCAUACAAUGUUGCACCAGACGCUAGCUCAGCAACAGAUAACGACUUCUCGCUAACUCGUUGUUUACGCUUUAUUUCCUAGAAGUGCUCUGUAAGCACACCAAUAGUAUAAAUAGGCCUUGCGCCCAUUUCAUGUCGUUCAUUACCCGGCUAGGCACCGUAACAGUCACUUAUGUAAACUUUAUGUUCAAUACCCGGUUAGACUCCGUAAAUGUCACAUUUGUAAACCUUUGUAUUUUAUAUGGACUGAAGCUUCAGUCCUCAAAUAAAAUUUUUUAAAAAGUUAUUUCUAAAUCUAAUGAUUUAAGAUAUAUGUAUCAUGAAUGCUAGAAUAUGUUAUUAACUCAAGGACUGCUAAGAAUAAGCUAAAUAAACUCAGAAGAUAGACACCUGAAACGCAUAGCUUAUUUACUCGACACAAACGCAGUGGUAGAUUUUAAACUAACUCUGACUGGCAAUUCUUUAAGACCACCAUUUUAUAGUCUGCCAAUACCCCUGUUAAGAAAUUCUCGCAGCUGAAUUUAAAAGUCUCAAACAUUUAGUGGUAAUAAAUCCUUGCACUGAUUGUGCUUCCUGAAAGCUGUUUCUUGUAAUCUUUAUCUGUUUUCGAAAAAAUUGCAACAGCGACAGAUCAUAAUAACUGCGUUCCAAGACUAGCAAUAUAAGUAUUCGAAGCAUACUAUUUAGGAAUUUCAUCUGAUGUAAGCAUACUCAUAAUUGAUUUGCAAGUUGAAGUGGGUAUUAAGAAGAAGGAAGUCUUUGUUUUAAAUUUGGACUGCUUGGUAUGCUUCUCUUUAAUAGCUUUAUUGCUAAAUACACUCUUGUACCUUAGACUGAUUUGCC
This is a messenger RNA of Acanthoscelides obtectus, 3717 nucleotides long. The record is from the annotation of a GenBank genome assembly. NCBI's taxonomy places the organism in Eukaryota, Metazoa, Arthropoda, Insecta, Coleoptera, Chrysomelidae.